Molecule: messenger RNA, 658 nt
Organism: Raphanus sativus (radish)
Lineage: Eukaryota; Viridiplantae; Streptophyta; Magnoliopsida; Brassicales; Brassicaceae
Product: protein BIC1
Exons: 1
Coding region: 120-527 (135 amino acids)
Biological process (GO): blue light signaling pathway
Source: RefSeq, a predicted model, not a curated record
UAUUAUCAACACCGAGUCUUAAACUAAAACACACACACACACACACACACACACACACACAUCUCUCUUCAUUUUCUUGUUCAUCCAAGGAUCUGAAUCUGCUUUACUUUCGUUCAAACAUGAACAACAUCGACGAUACGACGUCUCCCGCCCACCAGAUCAACCCAUUUCAACCUCCCUCCGAAAAAACCCAACAAGAUCCAGGUUUGUCCGAGGAGGCCUCUUCUCUUUCCGACAAGAUAGAUCAAGCUUUGCCCGAAGAGAAGAAACAAAAUCAAGAAAACGAGAGAGCGGUCACUGGGAGAGAGAAACUAAAGAAGCACAGGAGAGAGAUGGCCGGAAGAGUUUGGAUACCAGAGAUAUGGGGACAAGAAGACCUUCUUAAGGACUGGAUCGACUGUUCGACGUUUGAUACGUGUUUAGUCCCUAACGGGAUCUCGUCAGCACGUGCGGCUCUCGUCCAAGAAGCUAGGCAAGCUGCUUCAGCUUCUGGUGGGUUACAUAAUCGUUGCUUGAUCUUACGCUGAAUGUUUAAUAUAAUAACCUAUAUAAGUGUGGUUCUUGUUCCUCGAUAAUAUGAUAUAAGACACUAUUAUUAUAUUGUUGAUAUAGAGUAUUUUUCAUACUACUCAUAAAUAAUUUUAGAGAACUUUCCCAA